Xylona heveae TC161 is the source of this 1249-nucleotide messenger RNA. RefSeq names its product putative nuclear pore complex subunit. Gene Ontology annotation, molecular function: ubiquitin binding. Gene Ontology annotation, cellular component: mitotic checkpoint complex; bub1-bub3 complex; kinetochore. Bases 41 to 1090 code for a protein of 349 amino acids. The record is from RefSeq and is a predicted model, not a curated record. The transcript has 3 exons. Gene Ontology annotation, biological process: mitotic spindle assembly checkpoint signaling. Lineage: Eukaryota; Fungi; Ascomycota; Xylonomycetes; Xylonales; Xylonaceae.
ACCUUUCUCGACUCCACAUUGGAACUACUUCACGUUCAACAUGAGCUCACAAUUCGAGCUUUCUACCCCCCCAACUGACGCCAUCUCGGCGGUCAAGUUCGCUCCUGGUGCUUCAAAUCGCAUGCUUGUCUCGUCAUGGGACAGGAACGUCUACUUAUACGAUACUUCCGUCAAGCCUGAUGGGCAACUGUUACGGAAGUAUGAGCAUCGGGCUCCUGUGCUUGACGUCUGCUGGGGCGCAGACGAGAACGAGGCGUUCAGCGCAGGACUUGACUGGGACGUGAGAAGAAUAAACCUCGAGACAGGCGAGCAAUCAGUGCUCAGUUCGCACGAAGCCGGCGUCAAGUCCGUCGUAUACAGCCGGGAAACCUCGACCGUUAUCUCCGCCUCAUGGGACUCGACGCUGCACGUCCACCACCCGACCAAGAUGCCGCAUGUGCCCGCUACAAUCAACCUGCCUAGCAAGCCAUUCUCGCUAUCUAUCACGCCGACGAAACUGGUCGUGGCUAUGGCAUCGCGUGCCCUUCACAUUUACGAUAUCCGCUCACUAGCGCUCCUCACCUCGCAGGCAUCCGAGGCCCCACCGAAUGUUGUUGAUCUCGAGCCCCUACAGCGCAGAGAGAGUUCAUUGAAAUUCAUGACUCGCGCUGUAGCGUGCAUGCCCAAGGACGACGGGUACGCCAGCAGCAGCAUCGAAGGCCGUAUUGCUGUUGAGUGGUUCGAUCCUAGCCCGGACUCCCAGGCCCGCAAAUACGCAUUCAAAUGCCACAGACAAGUUGCAGAGAAUGGGGUCGACGUUGUGUACCCCGUCAACGCACUUGCCUUCCAUCCUGUUCAUGGCACCUUUGCUUCCGGUGGCGGCGACGGCUUUGUCGCCCUGUGGGAUGGCGUUGCCAAGAGACGUAUCAGGCAGUACCAGCGGUACCCGUCGAGUAUCGCUGCUCUUGCCUUCUCCGAUGACGGCAAAUACCUCGCUGUGGCCGUCAGUCCUGGAUUUGAGGAUGGCAAGGAUGAUAUCUCAGAGGGAGUGGUCAAGGUCUUUGUGAGAGAACUUAGCGAGUCAGAAGCAAAGGCCAAAGGCGCCAAAUAAGAACUUAUUUUGGGAGGGAGUGGUCAAACGAUUUGAAAUAUUUUCAGUUUUUUUUUUCCCUUGUAGUACUAGCUUCGCUUUGGGGCCGAUGCUGGCGUUCGCCCUGUACGAUGGCGUUAGGAGAUAUUGAUGACCGUGUAGAAGAAUAAAAGAUCCAGU